AAUAUUGUGUAAGUGUGUGUGUGUGUUUGGGUUGUAAUAAAAAAAAGUCUGAGGAACAGAGAGAGUGUCCCUCCUUCCUUCGUUGCUGUGUUACAGACAGAAAGAUGAGCGGCGGUGGUGGCUCUUCCACUUUUAGGGUUCCGAUCCCAAACAAUGUACGAAAAACCAUCCAAGACAUCCGCGAGAUCACCGGCAAGCAGCACACCGACGACGAAAUCUACGCCGUCCUCAAAGAAUGCUCCAUGGAUCCCAACGAAACCGCUCAGAAGCUUCUCUAUUUAGAUACUUUUCAUGAGGUGCGAAGGAGACGUGACCGAAAGAAGGAGGGAUUGAGCAACAGGGUUUCUGACGAGCCUAGGAUAAAGCAAGGUGGACAAGGGAGGGGGGGAAGGGGUGCUUCAGGAGGAUAUUCCUCUAACUUUCCUGAUGGUGGUGGUGGGAGGAACAUAGCUAAUCGAAGGGAAAAUGGAGUCAAUCACAUUGCAGAGAGAAGUCACGGUCCCUCUACUCAGCCUGUAUCGCAGAAAACUAAGACUACUACCACAUCUCAAGUUACAAGAGUUUCAGCUGUUGCACCUCCUGGUGCUGCAAAUCAAUCCAAUGGGAAGUCUGUUCACGUGUCUGCUGGUCAAUCUCCCAUUGUUAGUGUACCUAAAAGUAGUUCAGCUGGUAAUGACACUGGCUAUGAAGAAAGUGUCCAACCUCAAGCUGCUGCUGUUGCCACACCCUCUUUCCUUACUCAAACCAUUGGCUUAGUUACCAGUACCGACCAAGGAAAGUCUUUGUCAAGUUCUGAUCAACUUCAAACUUCUGCCAUGGGUGUCCAUUCUUCUUUGGAUCCUGUUGUAGCAUCUUCUGUCUCCCGGCAUUCUGGUGUCAGUGGUGCAAUCAACAGGGAAGUUGGAAGCAACCGGAUAUCCACUGGACCAAAUCAUGUUAAAGGAAAUAAACUUGUUCAAGAAGUUAGUGAUUUAUCAGCAUCCAAGAAUGAUAAAUCUGGGUCUGUGAGUUCUACAAGCAGAACAAAUACCCCACAGAAGUCAAAUGAAGUUGAACAUAAUCGGUUAUCUGAGCCCUCACAACUUUCAUCUCCAUCCCCAAAUGAUUCAUUGAGGCCAUCUUCUAGUUCCGGCAGCCAGCCACCUCUAGCUAAUAUCACAGAGGUUUCAACUUCAGAAGCUUGUGUGCAAUCUUCAGCGGAGUUAAGGCAACAUGUUACAUUUCCAAACCAUUUCCAAGUACCGGAGGCUUUAAAAAGUGGUCUGACAUUUGGAAGCUUUGAUACCUUUAGCCCAAGUGAAAAAUCUAACAGUGGAACUGAUGGGGACAAUAAUGCUUCUCGUGCUCUUGAACCUUCACCAGUGAGUGAUGAAGCGGCAACUUCAAGCAACCAAAAUGCAUCAUUAACUUCACAAGGGGAUCGUCUUGAUUAUCCACAUUCUUCAUCUUAUUUGAUUGAAAAGACACCAGCUACAGAAGGCAAUUCUAUAAAUGGUGCUGACACAAAGGUUGAUCAGCCAAAGAAGGAGUUUUUGUUGGCCCCCGAGGUCCCUCAACUUCCAACUGUUCAAACCCCUCAUAACUACGGUUUGAAUUUCAUGUCUACCAUGUUAGGGACUCAGCAGGUUCAAUUUGAGGGAACUGAGCCCCAGGCUCAAGAUACAUCUCGUUUUUCUAACUUUGUUAAUGCAAGUUCUCAGGCUGUGUCCCCUAGCCCAACCCCACCCUUACAGAGUUCUAUACCUGUGCCUCCACAAUCAGUUUCUAUUUUCAGGCCACCCUACCCUACUAACUUCUUCCCUUAUGGCCACUAUUACCCACCAAUUUAUGUGUCUCCCAUACACCAAUUUUUAAGCCACAAUGGUUUCCCUCAACAGCCAUCAGCUGGCAACAUGUAUCUACCAACAGCUGCUGGCAUCAAAUUCCCACUCCCCCAGUUCAAGGCAGGAGCAAACACAGGAAAUGCAGGUCAUAUUGGAAUUCCUUCUGGGUCAUUUAUCCCUCCACCUGUAGGUUAUGCGCCAGGACAAACAGUUAGUACCGGCAGCUCCACUGGAAAUGAAGAUCUUGCUGUGUCACAGUUAAAGGAAAACCAGAUCUAUACAACAGGACAGCUGAGUGAAGGCUCUGCAGUGUGGAUUCCUGCUCCAGGCCAAGACAUAUCCAGUUUGCAAGUUAAUUCUCUUUAUAACCUUACCCCUCAGGGACAACAUCUCACCUUCCCCCCAACACAGGCUGCUCAUGGAGCAUUUGCUGGUAUCUAUCAAGCAGGACAGGCAGUAGCUUCACCUUCAACCCUUUUGCAACAGUCUCAAGCUGUGGCUGGGCCUGUUGAAACUGUAGGGCCCCCUUCAGGAUCUUAUCAGCAACCUCAGCCUGCGCAGAUUAAUUGGAACUCUAAUUUUUAGGCUGGUAAACAUCUUCUUGGUGCGAUAAUGUUGAUAUGCACACUUGAUGUGCUCAGAUCCAGGGAAGUAUGAAUGAACACUGGCCUGAUCUGAAGUGUAAAUAAAAAUGCGGCCAAAGAAUGAGAAAGGAAAUUAGUAACUGUUUUUGGUGGAGAUUUGGUACUAACGAUUUUGAAGGGUGCUAGUCGC
Molecule: messenger RNA, 2597 nt
Organism: Vigna umbellata (rice bean)
Lineage: Eukaryota; Viridiplantae; Streptophyta; Magnoliopsida; Fabales; Fabaceae
Source: RefSeq, a predicted model, not a curated record